UACUGUGGUUCGGUCUCCUCUUCUCUUACUUCUUGAUGUCGAAAUAAGAGGUGAGUUAGGUUAGGACCGUUAGGACCUGCUACGGAUAUAUGUAUAUUUUAAAUCUGCAUUGAUAAUUUAUUUUAACAAUGAAGGUGGAUUACAAAGGACGGAUCAAGAAAAAAACAGCUAAAUUAAAAUCACAAAACAUUAAAAAAAAAUUAACAGCACAAAAAGCUCAUCAGAAGAAAAUGCAGGCUGCUUGUAAAAACAGCUGUAAAGGUAAGACCACUGUAAAUUUGAUAGAUGAUGACUAUGCUAGUGACAUGCAAAAAAUUUCUUUGUCAGAUGAAUCAAUAAACAAUUCUAUACCGAGAAGAACCUUUCAGGCCAAUUUUAAACACAAGAAGAAAGACUCUGACACUGAAGAAAAUGGUAACAAAAUAUCUAAGACUCAAUAUUUUAUAAUUGAUUCCAAAGAACGGGAUGAUCUAGAACAGCAGAUAAAUGGAGAAAUAGAUGCUUGGAAGUUGGAUACUUCUGAUAGUGAGAUACAAGAGGAUAACGAUUGGACUCGUACUGCUCUCAAAGAGAAAAGAAAUUUAGGUACACCUUUUGUAAUCGAUACAAAAAUGGAUGUUUUCACUAAAAUAAACUUGCCACAGAUAUUUGAACCUGAACAAAUGACAUUAGACAAGGAAAUGAUUUGCAAUGAUACUUUUGAGAUAAAUUCAUUGAUCAAUACGGAUGGAGUCUUCAUGACGGAUGUAAAUUCUAUAAAUUCUAUGUUCAACAAUAUAGAAAUUAAACAUUUAGAAUUAGCAUCACCUGUACCAUCAAGUGUAACUAAGAAUGAUGAAGAUGUCAGUGAUAACAGAUUAAAUACCAUUAGUGCUAAUGUAUAUAAUAUAAAGAGUCCUAUUAAAAAUCCUGUGCGCAAAAAAUUUACUAAAAAUAACAGUCAUCAGUUUACGAAUCAUAAUAGUGAUACAAAAGCAAGGAGGCAUAAAAGUUUGCAUCAACAUAUGAAUCAGAGAGUACCAAAAAUUUACUGCUUAAGGAACAUAGUCAUUGUUAUAAUGGAAAAUGAGAGUAGACUCUGUUUCACUGGCAAGUUGUUAGUAAAAGUAUUGUAUGGCGCCGUGAAAAUUUAUGGUUUCAUACUAAACAAGUCAACUGAUACUACAGAAGUAUACUCUCCACGUGGUUAUAGCAAUAUCGCCAUAGAAACUAGCCAGGAAUUCCUGGAAGGCAGUGUCGAAGAUGUGUGGACAGUGCUUGCUGUGAAUGGUAUUACUCGAGACUCUGAGAGUAAAUUGCAGAUUGACGUUGACAAUGUCCAACCAGGAACGGCUAUCUUUAUGCUGCAAAAUUUUGAAAACAAUUUGACGCUCUUUUUAGAUACCCACUUCUCAUACUUCAAAUUGUUCCCGAAGGUGACGAAUCCUCACUAUUUUUCAUGGACAGAUCCUAGACGAGCCGAGAUAAUACUACAAGCGAAACUGUGCCUUGAGCAAUACAAUUUUAAAUAUAAACGUUUGAUUAUCAGUCCCUAUAUCACAGAUAUUGCAGAGAAGAUGCUGAAUCACUGGCGCGAGAAUGAAUGGUCUUGCACGCUGAUCGCUGGUGGUAAAAGCGUCGGCAAGUCCACCAGUAUACGAUGUUUGAUCAACAGUUUGUUGGCCACGUCGAAGAAAGUAGUUUUGAUAGAUGUAGAUCCUGGACAGGCAGAGUGUACACCGCCCGGUUGCAUCUCUAGCUUGAUCGAGGAACCAUUGAUGGGACCGAAUUUCACACAUCUAAAGACACCGAUUUACCAACUGUUUAUUGAUGAUGUAAACGUUACCCGAUGCAUCACGCGUUAUCUGGAAGGCAUUAAGAUGUUGAUCAAGAAAUUGAAAGAGUGUCCCAUUCUGUCUCGUUUGCCUAUUGUAGUGAACACAAUGGGUUUUCCAAAGAGUCUUGGUUGGAAUAUUGUAAUCUUCACAAUAAAAUUGAUUAGGCCCUCGAUCAUCCUACAGAUUAUGUCGUCAAAAAAAAAGAAUAAUUAUGACGACAUUCUCAGUGCGGAAGUUGUAAACAAACAGGAAUGUUCGUGGACAUUUUGCGAUGAAACAUUCAUCGAUUGGAAUAGACCAUGUGAGCACGACUUUUGCAUGAUCUACUCCGAGGCGGAGAUAGCGCGAAAGAAUGAGUUUAACAUUGAACCAUAUCAAAUACGUGAACUUUUGAUGUUAUCUUAUCUUAGCAGUAUUGUGCACAACAAAAAUGAUUCCAUCCAGUGCAACACAGAACUUUCAUUCAAUAUUAACGAAGUAGUGCCGUAUAUGGCAUCAUUUUCUUCCUUAUGCAUUAUACCUCAACGAUUAUUUGGAAUACCAGCAUCACAUGCCUUAAAUGUCAUAAAUGGUAACAUUGUAGCGCUAUGCGGUAUAGAUUUAACGAAGGAAUCUCCAGAAAAGUCCAUAGAUAUCUCCAAUCUUCAAGUAUUGACGCAAAGAUCUCCUUUAUGUACAUGCUACGGGUUUGGCAUAAUUCGAGGUAUCGAUAUGGAACGACAGGAAGUAUUUAUAAUUACUCCGUUACCGAUAUCAAUCAUGCAAUACGUUAACUGCUUGGUGGGUUGUAUGCCUGUUCCUCCGACAUUGCUGAAGUUGCAUCAAGGUGCUCCUUAUGUUGGAGGAAAUGCAACAUUGCCAACGAGUCGUGAACCUCGUAGAGGAUACUUUAGGAUGAGAUAUCAAAACAAAAAUAAGUCAAGUAAAUCAGAAUGAAUCAUAUUACAUGCGCGCUGAUAUAUAUUUUUGAUAAAUGCUUGUUAAUUUAAGGGGGCAAUUCAGUAAAAUUUUUUACAUUUCUUUUUGAAAAAUUGAUUCUUACAAAUAUGCUCUUAAAAUAUUUUCAUGAAAUUCGAAGUAUUUCUCGAGUUACGUGAAUAGCGGCGCACAAUGCUGAGAUGUAAUUUUUUGUAUACCUACGUUUCAUUUUAGAGGUGUUGAAAUCAUCCGAAAUAUUUUAUUUAUCUGUUAUCGGCUACAGACUAUCGGCUACAGAAUCAUCAAUUUUUACUGUGUGUCUUGCGAAAUGCGUUAUACGAAAGCGGAAAAAAUCGAUGUGAUUUUCAUCUAUGGUGAUCUAUAUAUUUCGCAAGACACGCACUUCGAUCGAUAGAUAAAUUCAAACUGAUCAGUAAAUAUGGAUAAUUCUACGUACGAUUCAAUGUUUAUUUACAUACCAUGAUACACUUGAACGAUUAGCGGUAUACCAAGUAGAAAAGACACGAAAUUAUUCGAGUGCUUUGAAACAAUUUAUUUUCCAUUAUUGAUUUUGUGUAACCUUGAAUGACUUUCAAUUAUUCGUCUUGAAAUGCUCUAUCAGAAUGUAAAUAAAAAAAACACAUUUGACCUUUGCCUAUCCUUUACGCCUCCACUUAAAAAAUUGACAUUACAUUACGUGCCCCUCGAAACCAAGCAACUUUUGUUUGAUAUAUUU
Molecule: messenger RNA, 3471 nt
Organism: Cyphomyrmex costatus
Lineage: Eukaryota; Metazoa; Arthropoda; Insecta; Hymenoptera; Formicidae
Product: polynucleotide 5'-hydroxyl-kinase NOL9-like
Biological process (GO): cleavage in ITS2 between 5.8S rRNA and LSU-rRNA of tricistronic rRNA transcript (SSU-rRNA, 5.8S rRNA, LSU-rRNA)
Cellular component (GO): nucleus
Molecular function (GO): polynucleotide 5'-hydroxyl-kinase activity
Source: RefSeq, a predicted model, not a curated record